CGGUCCCAUGGAUCAAACCUGCAAAUCGAUAAUCGCGAUUCAUGUUAUAACAAACGUCAUUGGACGGAUCCGCAUGCAAUUUCUUGCAGGAAUCGGGUGUCAUUUGACGGCUGCUCGUCGUGAGGUUGAGGUAGUUGGUGCUUGUGCCCCGUGAUGUGGUGUGUGGGGGAGGAUGAUAAACAGUCAGCGGAGAACAGGAGGAACAUGGCGGCACAGUUAGCGAGCAGAAAUGUUGUUUCACUACCGCGAAGGUCAGAGCUGCUUCUGAUUAACGGGAUUUAACGGCGAGGAUACUACCAAAAGUUUUAAAUCGGAGCAGCGGGGGAUGCACACAGAUUUCCCAGCAUUGCCGUCCUGCAGCAAUGCCCUGAGGGACUUUAUGGACUGAAGCCAAGGCGCGGAUAUGCAGUGAGGAUGAGUGGUGUCGGUGAAAACCCAUCUGACCCGUCCAGGGCAGAGUCCCGGAAACGUAAAGAAUGUUCCACAGAGCUUCUGGGACCCAGCCCCAAGCGGAGCAACGAGAAGCGCAACCGAGAGCACGAGAACAAGUACAUCGAGGAGCUCGCAGAGCUCAUCUUCGCCAACUUCAACGACAUCGACAACUUCAACGUCAAGCCCGACAAAUGUGCCAUCCUGAAGGAGACGGUGAAGCAGAUCAGACAAAUCAAGGAGCAAGAGAAGGCUGCGGCGGCCAAUGAAGAGGAGGUGCAGAAGGCCGACGUCUCGUCAACGGGCCAGAGCGUGAUCGACAAGGACGCCCUGGGCCCCAUGAUGCUGGAGGCGCUGGACGGCUUCUUCUUCGUGGUGAACAUGGAGGGCAACAUCGUGUUUGUGUCGGAGAACGUGACGCAGUACCUGCGCUACAACCAGGAGGAGCUGAUGAACACCAGCGUGUACAGCGUGCUGCACGUGGGCGACCACGCCGAGUUCAUCAAGAACCUGCUGCCCAAGUCCCUCGGACCCCGCGGAAGAGGAGGCACCUGGAGGGUCAGGGAGGCACCUGGGGGCACUGGGGGCACCCCCAACUGCCCCCAGUGCCCCCAGUGUCCCCCAGAGCCCCCCAGUGCCCCCAGUGCCCCCCCAGUGCCCCCCCAGUGCCCCCCAGUGCCCCCCCAGUGCCCCCCCAGUGCCCCCCAGUGCCCCCCCAGUGCCCCCCAGUACCCCCAGUGCCCCCCAGAGCCCCCAGUGCCCCCCAGAGCCCUCAGUGCCCCCCAGUGUCCCCCCAGUGCCCCCCCAGUGCCCCCAGUGCCCCCCAGUACCCCCCAGUACCCCCCAGUACCCCCCAGUGCCCCCCCAGUGCCCCCCAGUACCCCCCAGAGCCCCCAGUGCCCCCCAGAGCCCCCAGUGCCCCCAGUACCCCCCAGUGCCCCCCAGUGUCCCCCCAGUGCCCCCCAGUACCCCCCAGUACCCCCCAGUGUCCCCCCAGUGCCCCCCAGUACCCCCCAGUACUGGGGGGUACUGGGGGGUACUGGGGGGCACUAG
Gadus chalcogrammus (walleye pollock) is the source of this 1482-nucleotide messenger RNA. It is a transcript of the gene ncoa2, whose product is annotated as nuclear receptor coactivator 2. Lineage: Eukaryota; Metazoa; Chordata; Actinopteri; Gadiformes; Gadidae. Gene Ontology annotation, biological process: cellular response to hormone stimulus; positive regulation of transcription by RNA polymerase II. The record is from RefSeq and is a predicted model, not a curated record. The transcript has 7 exons. The coding region runs from base 415 to 1482 and encodes 355 amino acids. Gene Ontology annotation, cellular component: nucleus. Gene Ontology annotation, molecular function: protein dimerization activity; nuclear receptor binding.